This is a messenger RNA of Thalassophryne amazonica, 2352 nucleotides long. It is a transcript of the gene il20, whose product is annotated as interleukin 19 like. Lineage: Eukaryota; Metazoa; Chordata; Actinopteri; Batrachoidiformes; Batrachoididae. The record is from RefSeq and is a predicted model, not a curated record. The coding region runs from base 1499 to 2011 and encodes 170 amino acids. The transcript is spliced from 5 exons.
UACUAAAACACCAAAACACAUAAAACACAGGGAAUUAGUGGCUAAAAUGAAUUAUGGAAAGUAAAAGCAAAAUAACAAUUACAUUGUUCCCUAAAAACUGAUUAAAAGAAAAAUAGUUUUAAGAGAAUUGAAAAGAGGGUAAACAUUCCAACUUUAAAAUAUACUGCUACCCAUAAAGCUAUUUAAUAAAAGCAUUAUUACUAGUUAACUAACACUUAGUUAUUACAAAGACCUUAAUAUGAAAUGUUACUGAAACUACACAUCAAUCUUAGGAAUGUGAUCCUGAUAUCCUCGAGUGCAGUAGCUCAGAUAUUCACCAGCUGCGCUGCAACACAAUAUGGUAACGUGUCCAUUGGAUCAGAUGAAGCUUCUCACGUUUAUGCACCGUGAUGACAUCUAGUGUUAGAAUCACAGAUAUGCAUUCCAUGGUUGGGAAGUGCUGCCAGCUGUUUAUGCUGCAGACACUGACUGGUUACUUCCUAGAGUUAGAAAUUUUGCAUUUCCCCAAAUAACAAAUGACAUCAGUCCACAUGUGGCUGAUUCACUCAGUGCUAUUCCAUGAAUACAGAUCUUUCCUGUUCUAUUGAACUUCCCUGUUCUUGUCACUGCAAGUUACUUUUAAGCAGUGAACGAGGCCCGGCAAGCAGGUUGAAUGGGUGUUUCCAAUCAGGACUCGUCUGACAGGAGUGACAUCACCGCCAGUGAGAGGAUGCCUCAAGGAUGAGGAACACGUGUAAGGGAAUCGCUGACACAUCACCGAAAGUGGGCUUGUGUCACAGCGGGAUCACUUUAAACCACUUAAAACAGAAGUUCUGAUCGGUCACGUCAUCAGAGAAACCUGGAAUACUUCUGACCCCCACAAGCACAGGCGAAGACGUUCAUGAGGAUUAGGUAAUCAAGACUACUGAGUAGGGUUAAACCAACACACACCUGCACAGAUACUGAGAGCACCAAUGACCCCCUUGACACGAGAUCACAUGGUGCACGACAGACAGAGCAUGCUGCAUCCUGCAGGAGGAAAUCAUUCCUUUUUCCCUCCUUUCUUCAAAUCAGUUAUUGAGACAUCAUCUGGCAAUUCCUUUCAUGGCACCACACUUCCUCCUCCUGUAAAACAAUUUGUGCAUGCCUGCACGUGUGUGUGUGUAUGUGUCUGUGUAACCUGUCCAAUACUUUGCAAAAUCCCCCUGACUCCACUAUAAGAGGAGGCAGCAUGGAGACAGAGGGACACGUCGUUCCCGGGACUCCACCUCUGAGCGCACAACACACAGGUGAGUCUGCGCCGGUCUGGCUUGUGGUGCUGGUAGGAUCAGAGCAUCAUAAAGGAUGUAGUUUAUGAUGCCUGCAUGGAGGACAUAAUGCCUUUUUUUUUUUUUUUAACUGCACUGGAUCCCAUUACAGGAUAUAAAUAUAUAUCAAAGUUAUUGAAUGACUCUACAGGUGGUUAUUGCAGGUGUGGUGUUUUGGCUCGCCUUCCCUCCAGAUAACUACAACGGUGAAGAUGCUCUGCCUCCUCCUCCUCCUCCUCCUCCUCCUCAGCUGUCUGAGCCAACUUGUGGUGAGCCGCUCUCUGGAGCUGGGCAGCUGCACCGUCACCGUUCACACACACGAGCUACGCAAAUAUUACAACAGCAUACGAUCGACCGCAGUCGCUGAGGACAGUGAGAUAGGGAUCAGACUGUUGGAUCGAUCAGUGAUAAAGGCCGUUCAGGACGGAGAGACAUGCUGCUUCAUGCGGCUUCUGCUGCGUUUCUAUGUUGAGAAUGUGUUCAGCAGCUACGCCUUGGCUCAACCACAGGACCAGCGCUCCUCCAGUGCACUGGCCAAUGCCUUUGUCACCAUCAGACGAAACAUCCAUAAAUGUCUCUGCCAAUGUCAUGCAGAAACCCAAGCAAAAAUGGACACUCUGCAUGCUGAGUUUGCGAAGCUGGAAGUCAAGAAAGCAGCUCAGAAGGCAGUGGGAGAACUAGACACUGUGCUGGACUGGCUAGAAGGACUGGGACAGACCAGCUGAGACACAAAAACCAUUACUGCUGCAAAGUGAUAAUUAUUACCCGAACAUUACUUGGAAGCAGAGUGAAGAUCACCAUUUUUACUGCUGUGUCACUGUGCAUUUCUUUAUUUUGAACUUGAAUUCAUGUGUUUGCUGUCGUUGUCCACUGACACGUGUACUAAUACAUUAUUUAUAACACAGAAUGUAUUUAUAUUUAUCAAAGUGAAAAGCAUUAAACUGCUGUAUCUACUGUAUACUGAUGAAGCUAUUAAAUUUGAUAUCAAUUCCAGGGCGAUUUUUUUUAAGUUGUCACAGUGAACAAAUGUUUACUUGAAAAAGGCAUUAAAAAAUUGAUCAUCUUU